GGCGGGGCGGCCGUUGCCAGAGAAGCCACUUGCUGGUUACCAACUCCGCUUUGUCCCGCUUGCACCUCGUUGGGCAUUCUGCCACUGGAAGCCGUUGUAGGAAUUCGCCUGCUUUCUGCGUCGAGUCCUUGCCUUCCUUCCUAGCUUUCACCCACUGCACUGCCCGCCGCGUCCCGCUCCGUUCUAGCCGACCCAGGGCUGGAGAACACAGAUGAAAAAAAUUAAAGAGAAGACCUGGUGGGAAAGCAGCCCCAACAGAGUGACCAAAGGGGUCCUAAAUUAAACAAACAAAACCCCCCACCUAUUUCAGCUUAUGUGGAGAACUUGUUGUGGAAGCCACCUAUAAAUCCAUUUACCGAAUUUAUGGAGAAGCCUGCAAACGAUGGAAGUCAUUCAGAAGAACUCUUUUCCCAUUUUAAAAGUAUACCAGAGAAAGAACAUUUACCACGGCAUGCCAGUGAAAGUCAUCUCAGCUGCCUAAAGCAGGACAUCCUAAAUGAGAAGACCAAAUUGGAAGCAACAUUUAAGGAAGCCGAGUUAGCAACUUGUUCUGUAGAAUUACUUUUGCCGUUAUUUAAGGACACCAUUGAAGAGAUUAGUUUUGAAAAUACUGAUCUUUCUGCAUCCAAUUUGAAGAUUUCUAAACAGAAGGAAAUAUUGAGAAAAGAAUUAGACACUUUUAAACUUUUAAAACAAACUUUAGAACAUCUUCUUAGAAAGACAGAACACCAACAAAGAGGGGACAGUUUAUCCAACUUGUUAGAGAAGCUAGCUGAUAAUGAAAGUGAAAACACUAAUCUUAAGACGAAGGUACUUGAAAAGGAGACCUAUAUCCAAGAACUUUCUUGUUUGUUUCAGAAUGAAAAGGCAAAUGCUUUGAAAGCAAGCCGGUUUUCACAAUCAGUAAAAGUAGUACAUGAACGACUACAGUUCCAAAUUCAUAAAAAGGAAGCAGAGAAUGAUAAAUUAAAAGAACACAUAAAGAGCUUAGAAACCAAAAUAUCAGAAUGGAACUUGCAAUUGAAAAAGAGUACGCAUGAAGCUGUAACGAUGAAAGAAUCAAGUAGGCAAAAAGCUAUAGCUCUAAAAAAGGCAUCUAAAAUUUACGAACAAAGGAUUAAACAUUUUACUAGAGACAUGGAAAACCUUACUUCCCAAAUUAGAGAGCAGGAAGCCAAGUUGUCUGAAACAGUUUCAGCUUCGAAUGCCUGGAAAAGUCAUUAUGAGAAAAUUGUAAUAGAAAACACUGAAUUGGAAUUUCAGAUCGAAACAAUGAAAAAGCAAAUUAUUAAUCUUUUGGAAGACCUGAAGAAAAUGGAAGACUGUGGAAAAAAUUCAUGUGAAGAAAUUCUUAGAAAACUUCACUCAAUUGAAUAUGAAAAUGAAACUCUGAAUCUUGAGAAUACAAAAUUAAAGACUACACUAGCUGCUUUGAAGGAUGAGAUUGCCUCUGUUGAAAAUGAACUCUUAGAAUUGCAAGAAGUAGAAAAACAACAGAAAACCCUUAUUGAAGUUUAUAAAACUCAGAUACAGAAGUUGCAAGAAGCAGCUGAAAUUGUGGAAAGCAGAUGUGAAAAUUUGCUACAAGAGAAUAACCUAAUAACAAAAAACAAAAAUAAAAAAUUAAAGAAGGUUGAUGAAAAUCAUGAUCUUCUGACAAAGCUUUCUCUGGAAGAGGAAAAUUACCUUAUUCAGUUGAAAUGUGAAAACCUUAAACAAAAAUUAGAACAGAUGGAUGCAGAAAAUAAAGAGCUUGAAAAGAAGCUGGCAAACCAAGAAGGAUGUCUUAAGCAUACCAAUCUUGAGUUUAAAGAGAAAUCUGCAGAAUAUAGAGCAUUGGCCAGACAGCUGGAAGCUGCUUUAGAAGAAGGAAGACAAAAGGUUUCUGAAGAAAUAGAGAAAAUGUCAUCUAGAGAAAGGGCUUUACAAAUUAAAAUAUUAGAUCUGGAAACUGAGCUUAGAAAGAAAAAUGAAGAACAAAAUCAACUUGUUUGCAAAAUGAACAGUAAAGCACAACAUCAGGAAGUAUGUUUGAAAGAAAUACAACGUAGUCUUGAAAAGUCGGAGAAUCAAAAUGAGAGUAUUAAGAAUUAUUUACAGUUUCUUAAAACUUCUUAUGUAACAAUGUUUGGAUAAGUUGUUGGAUUUAUUUUCUAUAAGCAAUAGGUUUUUACUAUGAGUCUAAAAAGUAAUUAGGUAAAAAUUAAAUAAAUAUACUAUCUGUUGCUAUAUUUUAUGAUUUAUGGGUGGUACUAUUAGGGUUUUUAUCUAAAGAUUUUUGAAACAUAAUUUAUUAUCCAAUUGAAACUUUAAAACAAGAUAAAUGUUAGUAUUCCCUUUUUGCUGGAUAAUCUUCACUUAGCUCUGGAUUAAUAUCUAUUUAAUUUAUUUUGGGUUUUGGAAUAUUUUACACACAGAAAAGAAGCCAGAAUCAUUCUUUGUGACUGUAGCAACCAUUCAAGUGAAUUUGUAAUAAACCUAGGCCAAUUAUGAGCCAAAUACAUGAUUUUAAAUAAUGUAUAUAAUUGUUUUACAUGAUGGUACUGUAUAUUUGUAUAUUAAUAAAGGAAAAUAUUCUGGAUAUUAUUUUUAAUAAUGAUAUAAUUGCAUAGUUUCUAAAGAUACCAAAUGUCUCAGUGUACUUAAUAUUGUUUCAAAUAUGCUGAGAUGCCAUUAUAAUUUCUGUGAGGUUUUAAAUAUAGAAUUUUAAGUCAUGGCUACUAAAUGCCAACUGAUGGUAACAGGUGAAAGUAUGUUGGCAUGCGUUGUUUCUUUAUAAAGAAUAGGCAUUUAGGCUCUCCUAUAAAUUCAUAGUCUCUUUUGCUCUUCAUCUUAUGUUAGUGAUUGUCUGAUAUUAUUAGUGUAGACAUUCUGAAACCCCUGAGUUAAGUGAAAGAUUAAAGGGGAAUAACUUGUCCCACCCCUACCCAUGGCCAACUCACAUGGGAUGAUCAAAAUAAACACUCUUAAUCCCAGGAAGCUUUAGAAUAAGGUGUUUGUUAUUGGGAUGACGUAGAAGAGCUACCAAGAACAUGUUCUCUGUAAUCUCCUACCCUAUGUGUCAAGGCAGGAUACUCUAAAAGGGGAUGGAUGUAAUUGACAAGGGAUCAAGUAGUAGUGACUCCUCUCAGAGAAAGGCUUGAGAGCUGUUUAUUCAAAGAACACUCAGGUCUCAAAAGAUUGUUCAAAGAGGCAAGUUGUGUACUACACAGUCCAGCCUAUGAACAGAGCUCAGUCCCCACCAAGAUGUUUUAUCCAUUUCUGACCAGAAAUGGGGGCCUGCUUAUCUCUGGUCCCCUCACUCCUAAGACUGCCAUAUCAUCUGCAGGGGCUUACUUCCCUGUGACCCAACUGCUUCAUAGUAUUUUUCUUAAAAUAGCAAAAUAUAGUAAUUUCAGAAAUUGGCCACAUUUUUUUCCCAACAACUGCUAACAAUAUUAGAGUUGCCUUUUAAUUUUAAAUCAUAGUACUUGUGGUACUAAAACACAUGCUUGACCCUUGUGGUCCUUUCUUCAUCUCCUAAGGCAAAGACAGCCUUAGGAAAUACGUGAAAGAAAACUAAGAUUCUUGAGUAUUUCCCACUAGACUGUGAACUCUUUAAGGGCAGAACUGUAUCUUAUUUGUGAUUCUGUUUCAGCCACCACAUAAUACCUGGUAUAUGGAUACUCAGUCGAUGUUUGUGAAUAGGUAGAUAGAUCGGUGUUAAAAGAGGGAGGUAUUCAUAUUCCUGUCUUAGAUAUGACAAAAUGUAAGCAUAGAGGGGUUAACUUCUGUGGCUGUGAUAUAAAACUCCUUGGGUUUUAAAGUUGGCAUUUGAACUCAAGCCUUCUGACUCCAAAAUUAAAGUUCUACGUACAAUACUUUUUUCCUGUCGUAAGCAGUGACAGCGGCAGUAGCCCAGCAGCAGCAUUGCUGUGAUUUAUUGAGUACGAGUCUGUGCCAAAGUUCUGACCGUAGUACAUGUAUUAAUUCAUUUAAUCUUUAUGUCUGAUGAGAAAGGUGCUAUUAAUUACAGUUACUUUUCAGGAAACCAAAACACAGAAAAGUUAAGUAACUUGCACAAGGUCACACAGCUAGUAAGUAGCAGGCGUCCAGAGUCUCUGCUCUUAACUAUGACCAUACUACCUUCAUGUAUAUUUCAUAAAUAAAGGUAAUGGUUUCUUUUAACAA
This is a messenger RNA of Balaenoptera ricei (Rice's whale), 4170 nucleotides long. RefSeq names its product outer dense fiber of sperm tails 2 like (gene ODF2L). Gene Ontology annotation, cellular component: ciliary basal body; centrosome. Gene Ontology annotation, biological process: negative regulation of cilium assembly. Bases 364 to 2136 code for a protein of 590 amino acids. The transcript is spliced from 17 exons. NCBI's taxonomy places the organism in Eukaryota, Metazoa, Chordata, Mammalia, Artiodactyla, Balaenopteridae. The record is from RefSeq and is a predicted model, not a curated record.